GGGGGGAGGACUCUGUCUCGCUACAUGUGUUGUCUUUGAGUCGUCCUUCCUUCCCGUCCCACGUCCCUCUUUCAUGAUCUCACUGGACAGCAAUCUCUACAAUUCUUAAAAAGUUUAAUAAAUAAAUAAAAUUUCCGUUAUUUUAGAUCUUUGUAAUUAACUGUCUAUGGAAAUGGCUUCAAGCGCACGAACUGUAGAGGAGAUCUUCAAAGAUUUCAGUGCUAGAAGAGCUGCUGUUGUGCGUGCUUUAACUUAUGAUGUGGAUGCUUUUUAUGGACUCUGUGAUCCAGACAAGGAGAAUUUGUGUCUGUACGGACAUCCAAGUGAGACAUGGGAAGUAGCCCUGCCAGCAGAAGAAGUUCCACCAGAGCUCCCUGAACCUGCCCUUGGAAUUAAUUUUGCUAGAGAUGGGAUGAACAGAAAAGACUGGCUUUCUCUUGUUGCUGUGCACAGUGAUUCAUGGUUGCUUUCGGUGGCUUUCUAUCUCGGUGCUCGUCUUAAUCGGAAUGAGAGGAAACGACUAUUCAGCUUGAUCAAUGAUCUGCCUACUGUCUUUGAAGUUGUAACAGAAAGGAAGCCUGUGAAAGAAAAGCCUAGUGUAGAUAGUGGAAGCAAAUCUCGAGGCAGCAUAAAGAGAUCAAGUGAUGGACAAAUGAAAAGCAACCCUAAGCUUAUGGAAGAUAGUUACGAGGAUGAAGAAGACCACACUGAAACGCUAUGUGGGAGCUGUGGUGGAAAUUACAAUGCUGACGAAUUCUGGAUUGGCUGCGAUGUCUGCGAGAGGUGGUACCAUGGAAAAUGCGUGAAGAUAACACCCGCUAAGGCUGACAGUAUUAAGCAAUACAAGUGUCCAUCUUGUAUGAAGAGGAGCCGGUCAUAGUCGGUGUCGUUGCAGUGGCAGACAAAGUAGUGUAUUAACAUUACCUCUUAUGCAAUGUGAAAGUUAAAAAUGCUUGUUUAUAACAGAUGCCCCCAACGGUUUAGUUUGCCUUCUUCCCAACUGAACCAUUUGCUUAAAUAGCAGGUUAUGUAAUCUGAUCUCUUAUUUUGUGUUAAAUGCACGAAUAACAUUACACCGGA
Molecule: messenger RNA, 1080 nt
Organism: Populus nigra (black poplar)
Lineage: Eukaryota; Viridiplantae; Streptophyta; Magnoliopsida; Malpighiales; Salicaceae
Product: PHD finger protein ALFIN-LIKE 1-like
Exons: 5
Coding region: 167-880 (237 amino acids)
Biological process (GO): regulation of DNA-templated transcription
Cellular component (GO): nucleus
Molecular function (GO): histone binding; transcription coregulator activity; transcription cis-regulatory region binding
Source: RefSeq, a predicted model, not a curated record